This is a messenger RNA of Lingula anatina, 1660 nucleotides long. RefSeq lists its product as uncharacterized. Lineage: Eukaryota; Metazoa; Brachiopoda; Lingulata; Lingulida; Lingulidae. The record is from RefSeq and is a predicted model, not a curated record.
UAAAUGGUUAGUAAACCAGCAUGCAAGGAGGAAUAUGAGUUGCAUUAUUUUAGGAAUUAAAGAUCACAGGCGCAGACUAGUACAUAAAUUGACCUUAAAACGGAGGAGAUAGUGAGAAUAUCAACCUUCACUGAUAACAGCACGCUCCAUGUACAUGUAGCUACAGAAGGGGGUCAAUAUUAUGUAAGCAGUGUAAACAUGAUCGGCGCAGACGGGAUAUCCAGAGAUAUCCACACGUACACAUCUUCUAUUCUUGGCUUGGCAAAAUGGAGGGCGAAUAUCGCUACGACCCGUUGACCUUCAGUGUGACAGAUGCUAUGAAGGCCGACUAUGACCGCCUUGGCUACGUCCUGGUGCGUGGUCUUCUUGAUGCGGAAGAGAUGAAAAUGUUGCAUACCUCACUGGAGGGUCCUGGGGGAAUUAUGGACCACGCCUUCAUGGUGGACGACGGGCUGCAGAAACAGGUGGGCCUGUGUAUCUGGAGUCAUCCAGGAAAUGACGUCACUGGCAUGCUGGCCCGGGCAGAGAAAACUGCAAGAACGGCAGAACUGCUGAUGGGCCAUGGAGAGGUGUAUCAUUACCACAGUAAGGUGACGUUCAAGGCGGCCAGGAGUGGAGGUAGCUGGAGAUGGCACCAAGAUUACGGGUAUUGGUACAAUAACGGUUGCCUAUUCCCAUACAUGUGCACUGCGUACAUUGGUUAUGAUAAAAGUGGCAAAGAAAAUGGCGGAUUGCAGAUAUUACCAGGCUCCCACAAGGCAGGGCGGGUGGACCACGACAGAGAGGGUGGUCAGUUUGGAGUGAAUGAAGAGCGUGUCCAGCAACUGGCCAAAGUUUGUCCUGUGAUGUCCGUUGAGCUUGACCCCGGUGAUGCCCUGUUUUUCGACUGUAACCUCCUGCACAAGAGCGACGCCAAUGAAAGCGACAGGCGUCGCUGGUCAUUUUUACUCUGCUACAACACCAAAGUGAACAACCCAGUAAAACAGCACCACCACCCGUGUUAUACGCCGUUGGACAUAGUGCCUAACUCUGCCAUCAAGACGUGUACUAACUACACGGACAUGACUGGGAAGGAAUUCAUGAACCCUGACACCGACCAAACAACAAGAUACAAUCCAAAUAGUGCCGUUCAGAAAUAAUCAUUGUGCAGCAAAAUUGGGAUGGAAUUAAUGCAUUUCAAUCUUUAAUAAUCAUUAAAUCUAACGUGCAUAUUGCGCCAUGUAAGAACCGUCUUACAGUUAGAUGUUGGGAUGACUGGCAGAUGAUUAUUUGGUGAUAAAUCGACCAUUUUCUAAACAAUUACCACUCCAGUAGGCCAAUACGAUGUUGGUAGACGUUGUAUUUUGGUUAAAUUGUGAGCAAAGUUCGCAUAACUUGUUUCUCAUCUCUGCUUCUUACAUGAGAACAUAACGCAUCGAUAAUGGUUUAUAGUACACCUUUCCGAAUGGUAUGAUAGAGACAUGGGGAGACGACACUCAAGAGGAGCUACAGAAAUUCAGCGACACUCACAGGGCAAGUGUAGAUGUAACGCUAUUUAAAGCGAGGUGUAUCCGCAGGGUCUACUAUAUACAGAAAGACAUGUUAUAAAGUAUUUAGAGAAACAGCAAAAAGUCUUGUUCUUAAUACUAAUACCGAUAAAGAUGACUCGAUUUUUUUGUCA